Gossypium raimondii (Peruvian cotton) is the source of this 525-nucleotide messenger RNA. RefSeq names its product auxin-induced protein 15A-like. Gene Ontology annotation, biological process: response to auxin. Lineage: Eukaryota; Viridiplantae; Streptophyta; Magnoliopsida; Malvales; Malvaceae. The coding region runs from base 73 to 312 and encodes 79 amino acids. The transcript has a single exon. The record is from RefSeq and is a predicted model, not a curated record.
AUCCUCAAAGUACUACAGUUCUCGGAGAUCUUCUUCUACCCUUUUGAAGCAUACCUCUAUUGGAAAACAACCAUGGCUAUCCGCUUGCCUCGUAUCAUUGGUUCUAAGAAAGUUCCCAAGGGCUACUUUGCAGUUUAUGUUGGAGAAAACCAGAAGAGGUUCGUGAUACCAGUGUCGUUCUUGAGCCAGCCUUUAUUCCAAGAUUUGCUUGGCAUGUCACAAGAAGAGUAUGGAUAUAGUCAUCCUACAGGCGGUCUCACAAUUCCCUGCAACGAAGACAUUUUUCUCGAUGUUACCUCUUGUUUGAAUUGAUUGUGAGAGAAUCAACACAAAUCAGCCUAUACAAAUUUGUAAAGCAAAAAUCACUAACACCACGUAAACAUUUUUUCCUCCAUCCUUUUUGCCUUGGGGAGCAGAUACAAGUCUCCCUAAGUGAAAAAAUAGAGGUGGUGCUUACUGUAACUUCUAUCAAUCAGUAUGGAAAAUGACAAUUCAAAACGCAUCAAUAAAAUGGAAUUUUAUUUA